Sarcophilus harrisii (Tasmanian devil) is the source of this 3763-nucleotide messenger RNA. It is a transcript of the gene FANCG, whose product is annotated as FA complementation group G. Gene Ontology annotation, biological process: interstrand cross-link repair. The record is from RefSeq and is a predicted model, not a curated record. The coding region runs from base 1204 to 3204 and encodes 666 amino acids. The transcript is spliced from 14 exons. Gene Ontology annotation, cellular component: Fanconi anaemia nuclear complex. Gene Ontology annotation, molecular function: protein binding. NCBI's taxonomy places the organism in Eukaryota, Metazoa, Chordata, Mammalia, Dasyuromorphia, Dasyuridae.
ACACCAGGCACUGUGCUAAACUCUUUACAAAUAUUCCAUUUGAUCCAUUGUGCCACCUAUAGAGGAGCUGGUCCUGGGUUCAGGAAGAAUGGAGUUCAAAUGUGACCUCUGACAUAUACUACCAGAAUAACUCUGGGUAAAUCCUUUAACCUUUCUGCUUCAUUUUCCUGAAUUGUAAAAUGAUAAUGCCAACCUCCUAGAAUUCUUCUGUGGUUCAAAUAAGAUAAUAUUUAUUUUUAGCAAAGUGACUGGCACUUAGUAGAAUUUUCAUUCUUAUUUUUAAAUGAAAAUCAAGACUUUUUCAAGAAUGAAAGAACAGUAACAGAAGCAGUAGAGAGGCCAGAAAAUAAGCACCGAAGAAAAAGUGCAUUUGGACAUUAGGAAGUCAGUUUGAAAAAAAGGUUCUGUAAGGUGAUAACAGAAUCCAGAUUACAGGGAGUGGAUGGUGAGAAAGUGGAAGUACAAGUGUAAAUUCCUGAGAAAUGUGAUUUAUUGAGGAGCAUAUAGGAGGCUAGACUGCAAGAAGAGAUAUGAGACUUGGGAAGGAAUAGGAGUUUGCUUGGGGAGCUUACAAAAAAUGGUAUAAGGAUCUGCUCUCCAUUGGGUGGGAGUUAGUAUAGAUCUGGCAGACCUUCUUUCCCCCAAAAUAACAGGUAGGCCGGCAAAGCUCUUCACUCUAACUACAAUUCCCAGCAUGCUCUGAAAAGUAGUGAGCUCCUGAAGCAUGCUGGGGCGUAUGGUUUGCGGGAGAGGGAAGUCAGGGAUCUAGCUUCCAUUACCCCGGAUGCUCAUGAGGAGACAGCGAGGUUAUGCCAACCCCCCCAAAUCGAGGGCACAUCACCCGCCUCCUCACCCCCAUAUACUGUAGUAGUUUUAGCAGAUCCUCUUCUUGAGGAGGCAUUCCCCCUAUUCCGUCUUCAAGUUUCCCGCGGGUCUCGCCCUUUCUUUGAAAGGCCAAUCGUGGCUCGGACUGUAUCUGAUUGGCCUAUCCGCUACGACUUCAGCGCCUGCGUGGGCGGGGAGACGAAUCUGCCUGAUGUUGGGUGAGCUUACCCAAGGCUCAGAUUUGCGCAUGUGUGAGCUCCCUUCCCGCGAAUUGCCGCUCGCCUAGGAGACCACGGCCGUUCCCGCUGUGCUCCCAGGCGUGCCGGCGUCGGAUGUGGAAAAGCCCUGAGAAACCCUCAGGCGGUGGCCGGGAACAGCAUGUCCCCAGGUCCCACCGCGCCCCAGGCUCACCCUGGCUGCCUGCGCCUGUGGAGGGAGGAAAAUGAUCAACUGGUCGGGCAGUGGAAGCAGGUGGCAGCUCAGCACUCGGGGCAGUCCUUGAAGCCGCAGGCUGCUCAUCACGUCCUAGACGGACUCCGGGGGCUCCUCCACAGGCUACAGGGGCUCCCUUCAGCUCUUUCUGUGCUUCCUCUGGAGCUGACUGUCCUGGCUAAUACCCUGACCCUGGGAGCUGGCUUGACCCAGCGAUUCAUGAAGGAUCAUGCUCUGGACAUCCAUCGGGGCCUGGAAAGGGUGCUGGAUGCUAUGGGGGUGCCAUUGCCCCAGUCAGGGGACCUAUGGAAGGCCAUUUUUCAAAGCCCCUUCAUAACUCCUGAGAUGCUUCUCCCCCUACACCUCUUGGUGGGAUUACAGGGGGCCUUAUGGCUGACAGAUAACCAUCCUGGAGACUUAGCUAGACUCUUAUGUACCGUGAUGAGGAGCCAGUACAAAGAGAGUGGGGUUCCUCUCCUUGAACCUACUGAAGACUUGCUGUCAUUGCUAAGUAUGUGGGACCCCCCCAUUGGAGAGUUGGAUGCUCCAGUGAUCCUCCAGGAUGCCAGGAGUCUGAGGGAUGUUCUUCUUACGACAGCUGCAUUCCUCCAAGGGCUUCAUGAGCUUCAUGUGGGGAACUUGCUGUUAGCCUUGAGCAGCCUACAAAAAGCAGCAUUGAGCCUGUGCCCCCGCCCUGUGCUAGCCCAAGUCCACACAGCCUUGGGAGCCUGCCUUCGGAAAAUGGGCCAUCCACAGAGGGCAUUGCUGCAUCUCCUUGAGGCUUUAAAGGCAGGCCCAGGCCAAGGACCCCCUCUCCUGGAGGCUGCUCGACUCUAUCGACAGCUUGGCCACACCACAGCUGAGUUGGACAGCUUAAGGCUACUAGUAGAGGCUUUGAGUAUUCCUCAAGACUCCAGGCCACCCUUGUUCCCUAUUGGGGUAGAGCUUCUGAUUCCUCCACCCAGCCCUGCCUCCUGCCUAUACGCUGGGACCCAGAGCCAGGCCAGAUACCUUCUUGCAAGUCGGUGUCUCCAGACAGGCAGGAAUGGAGAGGCUGUGGAGCAGUACCUGGACCUGCUGGCCUUGUUGUUGGAUGGACCAAUGUCACAGGGCAUGCCAUGUUCUGUGUUCCUGUCUGGUGGCUCUCAAGUUCCCCGUGUACCCGAGGUCUUCCUGGAGACAGCAGUGGCUCUGAUUAUUGUGGGCAGAUUCCAUGAUUCCCUGACUGUGUGUGAGGAGCUGCUUAGCCGAAUAGUGCUUUUGGUUCCUCAGAAACUCUGGCUGGGUCAAGGAGGGGCUAGCUUCAAGUCCUCUCUAUCCCCAGCCCCUCCUCUUUCUGAGAACCCCUCAGAGCGUCUGUGCUGCCUCUUGUGGGCCUCAGCUGCCCACUUGUUUCAGGGUCAGGCCCAUGCUGGGCUGGGAGCCCGGAAAGAAGCCUUGGAGGAGUUUAGCAGGUGCCUUGAGUUACUCUUCCGGGUACAGCCUAUGGGCAGAGCUGUAGACCAAGAUGCAGGUGGAGAUAAAGGCCAAGGUUUGAAUGGAGAUGUUGUCUCCAGCAAUGAAGAUGAGUUCCCUUCAGAGAUCUGCCUAUCUAUGAAGGUUCUUCAGAGGCUAAAAGCAGUGGCAUUAAUUAGCCGAGGGCUGGAAUGGGUGGCAGAAGGCCAGGAUGCCCGGGCUCUACAAGAUUUCCUCCUUGGUGUGCAGGUUUGUCCAGGUUACCGAAAUGCUUCCUUACAUCUGCUGCAUGUCCUAUGGAGGCUAGAGCGGAAGGAUGAUGCUAUUGCAAUCUAUCAGAAGCUAGAGUCUGAGGCUGACCAGCAACAGGAUGACUCUGAGGGUCUUCUCCCCCAAUACUUAGAGUCCUGUAUGAACUGCAUUGGAAUCACUGAGCAGGAGUCCCUCUUGCAAGAACUUCGGAAAUCACUACAGAGGCCUUCUAGCCCUUAAUGGUCAUUCAGUCCUGGCUUCCCAUGGAUCUUCUCUGUUUGAGCUUCCCUCCUAGUUCAGUUUAGGGGGAUGGCUAGGGAUUCAGUAGGCUGGAGAAAGCCAUGUCCCUGGUUCCUUACAUGUCUUUUUGGUCAUUCUCCUUCAACACUCAAAGUGGAGGAAAUGAUAGGGGUAAAGAGAAAAGUAAUCAGUUUACUCUAUCCCCUUCCCAUAUGUGUAUGUGUGUAAUGUGUAUGUAUGUGUCUUCCUGUCACUAUUGUUUUGGUACCUAUUACCUUUUUUUUCCAGUAAAAUUUUGUAUUGGUCCAUCUGUCCAUACUAUCUGUCUUUGGCAUGUAAAUGCUGGGAAUUCUGGUUUCUGGACACUGGGCCACUCAGCCCCUUUAUCUGAUGUGAUAUAUUCUGAUGAUAGUGGAAGUCCAAGGGACUCUAAUGGAAAUGGAGACUCCUCCCUCCCCCCCAUCUUUACUUGAUUUCUUCCUUCCCUUAGCUUUUAAGCAAUAAUAUUUGUGUUUUGGUGGUUAUCAGUUGGUCAAUAAAUAAAUAUUUAUUAAGUGAA